UGGCAAAUCAGUUGCGGUUUGGUAACGCGGCACAACACAACGUGCAAGCGGAUUCGCAAGACUUUUGACACUUUGUACUGAAUUCACUCGAAUCGCGUGCGAUUUUUCCAUGUUUUGGACACAAACAAAUAAACAAAAGCAAGAGAAAAAUAUACAGAAAAAAAAUAUCAAAUUUGUUUGCACUUUGCAACUGGACGCGACUGAAUUUCCACUUCGCUGCAUUUUGAAUUGGCAUUCGAGCUAAACAAAAAUUAUUUCGAGUUCAGCGCAUCGCCGGGUUAAAGCUAAAACGCCCGGAUUUGAACUGUUGCCUCGCAUAUCAUUACGCGUGCUGAUUUCUGAAGUGUGUGUGAGUGCGUGCGAGUCGCUGUCGGAGUGUGUGUGUGUGAGUGUGUGUGCAUUUAUGCAUAAUUGAAUAACGAAGGUGAAAAUUGAAAUGUUAACAAAUUGAAUUUACACUCUCCAACCGAAAACCAAAUUGGGAUUGUGAAAGAAACUUCGCAUUCAAGUAAAUUGCUUAACGAGCCAAGUCGCAGCCAAGAGCCGUAGAGACAACUACGUGCUGCCAGUUAAUUUUCUAAUUGGAUUAGAAGUCAUCAACCCGUCAGCGAGUUAGUCAAAUAAUUUCUACAGUGCUGGCCAGCAAAAUGGAUACGUCACUUGGCAAAUAUUAGACCAACCAGUUGAGCCACAAAUUGAAGCCCACUCCCGCACCGCGCAUGAGCAGCUGCGGUAGCAGACAACAGCGCAAGAUGGAGCAGCCCGGCAGCAGUUACUAUACGCAAACGGAAAGCGAAUUGCUGCAGCUGGAGGCUGGAGGUGCAGCGCCCUAUCCACAGCAGCAGCAGCAACAGUUACAACAACAACAUCAACAGCAGCAGCAGCAACAACAACAACAACAACAACAACAGCAACAGCAACAGCUCGCUGCUAGCAGCAUUAGCAUUAGCAACCACUCAACCACUUCGACGGUCAACAAUUUGGAUGCCCCAUCGACGGCUAGCAGCAGCGGGACGCCUUCGCAUUUUGUGUCGCCGUUGCAGCGACGCCACUGCCAGCCGCCCAAUCAUUUGCCACUGAACUCGGUGGUUGCCACGCCGCUGCGCACCGCUAGCUACAAGACGGCCGCAACCGCCAGUGUCUAUCAUCAUAGCCACCAUCAGCAGCUGGACUUUCAGCGCAAUUCACAGUCGGACGACGACAGUGGCUGUGCUCUGGAGGAGUACACCUGGGUGCCGCCGGGUCUGCGACCCGAUCAGGUUCGUUUGUACUUCAGCCAACUGCCGGACGACAAAGUGCCCUACGUCAACAGUCCGGGGGAAAAGUAUCGCGUGAAACAAUUGCUGCACCAGCUGCCGCCCCAAGAUAACGAAGUGCGCUAUUGCCACUCGCUGAGCGACGAGGAGCGCAAGGAGCUGCGAAUAUUUUCGGCGCAGCGCAAGCGGGAAGCACUCGGACGUGGAGCGGUGCGGCUGUUGUCCGAUGAAAGGCCCUGCAAGGGGUGCAAUGAACAGCUCUCCGGCGGUGACAUUGUGGUCUUUGCCCAGCGCUUGGGCGCCCAAGUCUGCUGGCAUCCCGGCUGCUUUGUGUGCAGUGUGUGCAAGGAGCUGCUCAUGGACUUGAUAUACUUCCAUCGUGAUGGCAAUCUCUACUGUGGCCGACAUCAUGCCGAAACACAGAAGCCGCGCUGCUCCGCUUGCGAUGAGAUCAUCUUCUCGGAUGAGUGCACGGAGGCCGAGGGUCGCACCUGGCACAUGAAGCACUUCGCCUGCCAGGAGUGCGAGCACCAGCUGGGCGGCCAGCGUUACAUAAUGCGUGAGGGCAAGCCGUAUUGCUUGGGCUGCUUUGACACCAUGUUCGCCGAGUACUGUGACUACUGCGGCGAGGUCAUUGGUGUGGAUCAGGGCCAGAUGAGCCACGAUGGCCAGCAUUGGCAUGCGACGGAUCAGUGCUUCUCCUGCUGCACGUGCCGUUGCUCGCUGCUGGGUCGUCCGUUUCUGCCGCGCCGUGGCACCAUCUACUGUUCGAUAGCGUGCAGCAAGGGCGAGCCGCCAACGCCUUCGGACACGAGCUCCGGUCCGCAGCUGCGGCCCACGCAUCGCGCCUCCACUUCCAGUCAAAUAGCGCGCUCGCCGCGACGCACUGCCGACUCGGCGGGGCGUGGCAAGACUGGGGUGGGCAAUGGGCAUGGUCAUGGCCAUGGACAUGGACAUGGUGGCAAGAGCACGGGCAGCGCCGGGGACUUGCUGGAGCGGCAGGAGCGCAAGCGUAUGGAGGCAGCGGGCGUGGCCGAUUUGCUGCUGGGUGGCUGUGUGCCUGGCAUGCCGCGACCCGCCCAUCCGCCGCCCAUAGAUCUGACAGAGCUGGGCAUCAGCCUAGACAACAUCUGCUCAGGUGACAAGUCGAUCUUUGGCGACACGCAGCUGACAUCCUCCAUGCCAGACAUGCUGCUGUCCAAGGCCGAGGACUCGCAUAGCUAUCAGAGCAUAGACAAGAUCAAUCUGAACUCGCCCAGCAACUCGGACAUGACGCAGAGCACCCAGGAGCUGGGCAACGAGCUGGAGCUGGACAAUGAGUCAGUGCGUGAGCUGGAGCUGCCGCACGAUGGCUACGAGCAGCUCUUCGCGGCCAAGCAGAACGAGAAGGAGGAGCACGGCCAGCAGCAGUUGGACAAUCGGCCGCCGCUGAAGGAAGUGCGCUUCCACAGCGUGCAAGACACGAUGUCCCGCUCGAAGAGCUACACGGACAACUCGAAUGCGAGACGACGACGCCGGCGGCGCAAUCAAUCGCGCAGCUCCUCGGAGAUGCAGAUCAAUCAAACGAAUCUGCGACUGCACAAUGCCCAAACCCAAGCCGGCAGCGGUGCACUGAAUCUGCUUAACAAUCUGGACAAUUGCGAUGUGGCGAGCAUUUGCUCCACUUGCUCUUCGAGCUCCUCCAGCGACAUGGACGACUAUGUGUACCGUCUGCCCGCACGCAAGCAUUAUGGCGGUGUGCGUGUCGCCUACGUGCCCAACGACGCGCUGGCCUACGAGCGCAAGAAGAAGCUCGCCCAGUCGGGCGACACCAAUGGCCAGCUGGGCAGCUCGGCCGGCAGCUGUCUGGGCGCUCCGUCUGCAACAAUGCCAGCCAUUAUGCACGAGAACAAGAAUUGCACAAUAUCAUGACCACCUCCAAUGCUGCCGCCGCCGCCGCUGAAUUUGAGUAGCUAUUACAUCCUGGACACCAUACUCGAGGAGCAAAGCCUCAGUCUGCUGCCCGAGAAGAAGCCGGGCUGCCUAAGGCGCGUCUGGAACUUCUUCGGGCUGGGUAAGGCGCGUCCGGGCAAUGCACAGCGUCUAUAUAGCGUUUGAAAUCGAGCUUCAAUGGCAAAUUGUGUAAAUAGACAUAUCGAUAAACACUACAUACAUAUAUACAGACAUACACACACAUAUACAAGAAAUAUUGACUAUACCCUAAGGAUUCUGGGCAUUUAAAUUAGCUGUAAUGUGAGCUGGUAAGACAACAAUUUCUAACUUUUCUCUCUCUUCUCUUCUUCUUGUACAUGAUAUUUAUCCAUUUUAUCCGGCUAGCUUUUAUCUUUCCUACUACACUAUCCAGCUCACAAGUAUUCCGAGUAUUUAUAUAUAUAAGAUAUCACUGAUUUUAUCAACAACUUUGUACAAAUCUAAACGGUAUAUCAAGCAUUUACAUAUAGAUAUUAUUAUAUAUACUUUACUGUAUAAGUAUUGAUCAUAGUAUAGAGCUAAGAAUCUGCCAGCCACAAGAAAUAAAAAUGCAACGAACAAUAAAUUAUGAUGUAAAGCAACUGCCAACAAAAGAAUUUGUGUAUAAAACAAUAAGAAAUAGUGAAAAAAGAGCGAAAGUUUUCGCAUAGCAAAUGUGCAAUAACUUAUGAAGAAAAUUCCCCCUCCAAUCUGAGACCCUAAUUUACAUAGUUACAGAUAAACAUAUACAAACAUAUAUAUAUAUACCUUAUAUAUACAUUAAUAUAUACAGUUCUUUAUAUACAGUUUUAUAUCUCUUUAAUUUUGUUGGCAAAAGAUUCUUUUGUUUUUUUUAGAGGUAUAUUUAGGCUUUUAUGUAAUGUUUUGGCUUUCGCCCGUCGGCCUGUGUGAAAGUGAAAGAGUUAUAUAAAAGCGGAAUGUGUCCAGAAUAUUUGAGAAAGUUUUUUUUUAUUUUGGUUUUAUGACACUUGUAAAAAAUAAAAUAAAACAAUAACGUAAAAGGCAUUUGCAAAAUUGAUUAUGUCUAUAAAAUGUGAAAGAAUUUGGAAAGUUAAGCCAGAUAUAGGUGUGGAACGCAUACAUAUGACGAGUCUUAAGUAUUACCAAUUUUGUCUAUAUUUGGAGUUAGAUCUUAAGUCUAUCAUUAGUAUUAAAGUCAGUGUGUAUGGAAACAUAAUCAAAAAUAACAAUAUAAAUAAAUAUACAAUAUGCAUAUGUGUAUUUUAACGUAAACUCAA
Drosophila mojavensis is the source of this 4465-nucleotide messenger RNA. RefSeq names its product protein espinas (gene esn). Gene Ontology annotation, molecular function: zinc ion binding. The record is from RefSeq and is a predicted model, not a curated record. NCBI's taxonomy places the organism in Eukaryota, Metazoa, Arthropoda, Insecta, Diptera, Drosophilidae. The transcript has 7 exons. Bases 720 to 3167 code for a protein of 815 amino acids.